Molecule: messenger RNA, 742 nt
Organism: Acromyrmex echinatior (Panamanian leafcutter ant)
Lineage: Eukaryota; Metazoa; Arthropoda; Insecta; Hymenoptera; Formicidae
Product: Selenoprotein S
Biological process (GO): retrograde protein transport, ER to cytosol; endoplasmic reticulum unfolded protein response
Cellular component (GO): Derlin-1-VIMP complex; endoplasmic reticulum membrane; Derlin-1 retrotranslocation complex
Source: RefSeq, a predicted model, not a curated record
UAGGUUUUGGGCCGUCAUGUCCUCUCUGAGGUUUCUCUUCGGUUUGCAUUACGUGCAUUAUAGACUUUCUGCACUGACAGUACAUUGAAUUUUGAAACUGUAUUGUAGAUUACAGAUCAAGUCGUGACAUGUAAGUUAAUGUCUUGGAUAAUUUCGCUUUGAACACAAAGGAGUAUGGAGCACGUUGAUAAUUCGAGCUAUUUCCAAACGAUUUGGGCUCCGAUAGCGUCUGUGGGAUGGUACAUCGUCGGACUUGGGAUCAUUGCAUUUUAUACGUUUCCACAUAUUCAAGAAAAAUUUAAGAGUUGGAAAGUCGCGAGGAACCAACGAGAUGCUGCACUUGGCAAAAAAACUGAUGAAUUACCGCAGUUGUCGGCUAAUGUGGAAUUGGCACGACAGAAGAUGCAAGAGACGUACGACAAGUCUCGUAUCUUAGCACAAAUUAAAGAAGAAGAGGAGAAAGAGAAAAAGAAACAAAAGGUCUUGAAAUUGCUGGAGAAUAAAAAUGUGGGUAUAAGACUAGGUAGUACAAUCGAUGAUGAAAUUCCUAGUACGAGUUCAAAUACAGGUACAAAGUUAAAGUCAGAAUAUAAUCCCUUAAUGGGUGAUAAUACUCGUGGAUAUCGUCCUCCAAAACGGAGCUGUUGCAAAAAAGGUGGAUGCGGUUAAAAUAAUUUUAUAGAAUCUCAUAAAAAGAAAGGCCAUUCCAUUCUUGCAAUUUAACAAUUGUCAAAAUAAAAAG